Messenger RNA from Exophiala aquamarina CBS 119918, 1347 nucleotides. RefSeq lists its product as uncharacterized. The record is from RefSeq and is a predicted model, not a curated record. Gene Ontology annotation, molecular function: zinc ion binding; DNA-binding transcription factor activity, RNA polymerase II-specific. Lineage: Eukaryota; Fungi; Ascomycota; Eurotiomycetes; Chaetothyriales; Herpotrichiellaceae. The coding region runs from base 1 to 1347 and encodes 448 amino acids. Gene Ontology annotation, biological process: regulation of DNA-templated transcription. The transcript has 3 exons.
AUGGCGCAAAUGGCGGACCCUAGGGAAUCUCAGCGCCCUCAAUAUCCUUCUCCGGAUGACCCAAACCAAGGUGGCUACUACUCGCAACAAUCUCCUCGAGGAGCCCUUCCUAGGGAUGAUCGCAGUUCGUAUCCUCCUCCAGAUGCAGGCCGUCAAGGACAGUAUCCGGAUCCAAGGGCAGCUGCACCAUAUCCUCCUCAACCAUGGCCACCCGCUCCACAUAGUGCUUAUCCUCCACCUCACCACUAUCCAGACCCUCAGCAUCCAGGCUAUGCCUACCCACCCAGAACGGAUCUAGGACAACCUCCCCAGCAGAUGCAGCCAGACCCCUAUCGUUUGCCACCACCGCAUCCAUAUCCUGGCUACUAUCCUCCUCCUCAGCAUUACCCCCCUCCUCCUGCUGCCGCCCCGAGACAGCGAACUGCCAUCGCCUGCAAAUACUGCCGAAAGAGAAAGAUCCGAUGUUCCGGCUACGAUAGUUCUCCGGAUGGCCGUUGCCAGAACUGUGUUCGGUUCAACCAGCAAUGCUUAUUCCACCCUGUCUCCUCACAGGCGGCCUUUGUUCCGGCUUCUGCUGUCUAUGGUCCUGGGGGUGCGAGAGCGCCUGUUGCUGGUCAGUCUGAUAAUCGGCCUGGUCAAAAUGGAGAACAACCCAUGCUCUAUGGCGCUCAUGGACAACCACUUGGUCCUCCUGGUCCACAUGGUCAACCUCAGUACAGUUAUCCUCCGGCGCCUCCUCCAGGCCAUUAUCCUCCACAGCCGUAUCCUUACCAGGCGUCCCCGUACCCUCCUGCGGCGGGAUCGCCCUAUGACGCACAAGGGCAGGCACCGCCUGCCCAGCAUGAUGAACGUGUCAGUCUCAAGCGUCCCCCUCCUGAUGAUGACCCCCACAAUGAGAAUUCUCAUGCGUCCCAGUCUCCUCAUCCCAACGCUCGUCCUCGCCAUGGUACAUAUGACUCGCGUGCCAAUAGUAGUGGCAGCUAUGAUUACCCAGACCCCACCAGCGGAGCCCCAACGUCGCCUGCUACCUCGACAAUGAGUUAUCAGUCUUACCCGCAGCAGCAGUCCCGCUAUCCCAAUGGCACCCAGUCUCAAAAGGGAAAUGCCUCGCCGCCAUCUGGGCUUACUCCACAGUCAGCGCAGAGUUUCAAUUCGCCUCACCAUGGCCCAAACCAUGAUGAUGGUCGAACUCCCCCGCCCAAUCAGCCCAACUCGGCCGGCUCAUCCGCGAAUGGCAGAAGCGGCAUGAAAGUCCAUGAAAUGCUUGGAGGGCCUUCGGCUGGAGGACCAGAACAGCGUGGCAGAAGCGACAAUGAAAUGCUGAGCAAGCUCGACCGCAAGAAGUAG